GAAUGCUCCAUACUGUCGCUUUGCAAGUGCUAGCAAAGAUGGUGACAGUCGCACAUGGGACAUUUCUUUGAGGAGAUGUGUUAUUUGUAUUAGUGACCACACACAAGCAGUAACUCACGUGGAAUGGGGCUGAUAAAAAAAACUUGUGUGAAAUGGGUGGGGAGGGAAUGAUAUAUACAGGCUCUCAGGAAGUACCAUUGAAGUCUGGGAAACUACUCAAGGGAAGCUAAUUUGUGAAUUGAAGGGUCAUGGGCGUUGGGUCAAUUCCAUUGCAUUGAGCACUACUGAAUAUGUUCUUCAAACUGGAGCUUUUGAUCAUACUGGGAGACAAUAUUCUUCUCCAGAGGAAAUGCAAAAGUUAUUGUAUGCAGGUUGCUCUAGAAAAGGACAACAAAAUGAAAGGCAAUUCCCCUGAAAGAUUGGUUUCAGGAUCUGAUGAUUUUACCAUGUUUCUAUGGAAGCGUGCUGAUGACAACAAUCCCAAACUCAUGACAGGUCAUCAACAGGUAAAAAUUAUAUGAUUGUGACUUUUUCGUCUGAUUGUAAUCUCCUCCGUCCCCUUUUUUUGAUUUUAGGUUGCAGACAGAAAGUGAUUUUCUCCUAUCCAUUUACCCACCCAACUCACCAUGACUGAGGAUCUAUUAACUGGGCCACUUAGGUCACUGCUUGUAAACCAUGUUUGUUUCUCACCUGAUGGACAAUGGAUCGCUAGUGCCUCUUUUGAUAAAUCAGUCAAAUUAUCUAAUGGUACUGCUGGGGAAUCUAUUACUACAUUUCAUGGUCAUGUUGGGCCUGUUUAUCAAAUGAGCUGGUCUGCAGACGGUAGGCUUCUUCUAAGUGGGAGCAAAGACUCCUCCUUGAAGGUAUGGGAUAUACGAACAUGAAAAUUAAAACAAGACCUUCCAGGCCAUGCAGAUGAGGUGUAUGCUGUUGAUUGGAGUCUAGAUGGUGAGAAGGUUGCAUCUGGUGGUAAGGAUAGAGUAUGGAAGUUAUGGAUGGGCUAAAAAAUAACUUGAAGAGACAAAGGUGAAAAUGACAUUGAAGUUAUAGAAUGAUGAACGCAGUGGCUUCCAUCACCAACCAAAUAUCUGAUUUUGAUUUCAUUAAGCGAAGUAUAUUUUAAGUGCAUGUGGAAUAAGAAAAGAAAUGGGUUGAGAUUGGAGGGAAGGUCCUGAUUGCCAAUAUUGCUUAGGGAUGGCAUUGUAGAGCCAUGCAAGGUUUUUAUCAUAGGAACAAAGAUUUAGAAAAUAUUCCUUCUCACAGGUUGGGAUAGAUUGAAUGGAAUGAUGUCAAUUUUUUUUCCUGUAAAAUUUU
Molecule: messenger RNA, 1314 nt
Organism: Rubroshorea leprosula
Lineage: Eukaryota; Viridiplantae; Streptophyta; Magnoliopsida; Malvales; Dipterocarpaceae
Source: the annotation of a GenBank genome assembly